AUGGCGAAAGCAUCAGUUUCUUGCCUGAUAAAAGAAAACGCAACUGAACAAAACAGCUGUGAGUUUGGCUCCAUGAAAUACUAUGCCUUUUGUGGUUUAGGUGGUAUUUUAAGCUGUGGUAUAACACAUACGGCUGUUGUACCGCUUGAUUUGGUUAAAUGUCGAAUGCAGGUGGAUCCAGCAAAGUAUAAGAAUAUCAUAAAUGGUUUUAAAGUAACCUUAGCUGAAGAUGGAGUUCGAGGAUUAGGCAAAGGUUGGGCUCCAACCUUCAUUGGCUAUUCUAUGCAAGGUCUUUUCAAAUUUGGUUUCUAUGAAGUUUUCAAAACUUUAUAUAGUGAACUUUUAGGAGAGGAAAAAACAUACUUGUAUAGAACAUCGCUAUACCUGGCAGCUUCGGCCAGUGCCGAAUUUUUUGCUGACAUCGCCUUGUGUCCAAUGGAAGCUGUUAAAGUACGUAUUCAAACCCAACCUGGCUGGGCAACUACACUACGCCAAGGCUUACCUAAAAUAAUGAACGAGGAAGGUUUGCGAGGACUUUACAAAGGUCUUCCUCCACUUUGGAUGAGGCAAAUACCUUACACUAUGAUGAAGUUCGCUGCUUUUGAACGCACAGUAGAAUUUUUAUACAAACACGUUGUACCUAAGCCCAGGAACCAGUGUUCGAAACCUGAACAAUUGGUAAUUACUUUUGCUGCUGGUUACAUUGCUGGAGUUUUCUGUGCAAUUGUUUCCCAUCCUGCCGACUCUGUAGUUUCAAAAUUGAAUAAUGAUAAAGGAAGUACUGCUGUACAAGCUGCUAAGUCUUUAGGAUGGAAUGGCUUAUGGAAGGGAUUAUUUGCUCGUAUUAUCAUGAUUGGUACGUUAACAGGACUGCAGUGGUUUAUCUAUGAUACUGUAAAGGUUAUUUUCCGUUUACCACGCCCACCACCGCCCGAAAUGCCCGAAAGCCUGAAACGUAAAUUAGAGGCCAAUGAAAGUCAUUAG
This is a messenger RNA of Trichoplax adhaerens, 984 nucleotides long. RefSeq lists its product as uncharacterized. Gene Ontology annotation, cellular component: mitochondrial inner membrane. The record is from RefSeq and is a predicted model, not a curated record. The transcript is spliced from 8 exons. Bases 1 to 984 code for a protein of 327 amino acids. Gene Ontology annotation, biological process: mitochondrial phosphate ion transmembrane transport. Lineage: Eukaryota; Metazoa; Placozoa; Uniplacotomia; Trichoplacea; Trichoplacidae. Gene Ontology annotation, molecular function: phosphate transmembrane transporter activity.